AUGGCGAGACUCACUGACGAUGCCGACUACGAUGCAGGCGAAACGUCUGGGAAUGUACCAAGUUCACGUUCAGAUGAUGAUCAUGCAUACAAUGAACUCUGGACUAGACUUGGCCAAUUACUACUCUCCGUGAUAAACAGUCCCCGCAGGUUACUAAUCCACCGACUUCGCCUGUGGGCACUCAUCUCUCCGCACCUUCAAGCCACUUGCUGUCUUCCCAACCUCGUCUCCACCACUGUCAAUCCUAAUAUUAAUACGAUCUUCCAGGUCGGUCGCGUUGACGCCCUUGAUCAGUUUCAUGGAUUUCAGCUCGCUUCAACCGCCUCAUUUGGCUCGCUACGGUCAUCCAGAUUUGCAUCAAUGACGCCGCCUCCAGAUCGGCUCACUGCUCCGCCAGGCAACGCUACUGCUGCCGAUGUUGUAGUCGGUGGUGUUUUGGGUACAGAUCGUCUUCUGAUCAGCCAAAAGGCCCUGACCUGUCUGCACGAGGCAAUCUUGGCCAUGAUUACUGUCCACCCAGAAUAUCCACAUUUUCACGUCAACGAGGCCUUCUGUAAACCCCUCGAGGCCUUGGUGCAGUUGGGUGAGACCUGGCUCUUCUGA
Molecule: messenger RNA, 603 nt
Organism: Protopolystoma xenopodis
Lineage: Eukaryota; Metazoa; Platyhelminthes; Monogenea; Polystomatidea; Polystomatidae
Source: the annotation of a GenBank genome assembly